Dipodomys spectabilis (banner-tailed kangaroo rat) is the source of this 1058-nucleotide messenger RNA. RefSeq names its product phosphatidylinositol glycan anchor biosynthesis class L (gene Pigl). The record is from RefSeq and is a predicted model, not a curated record. Gene Ontology annotation, molecular function: N-acetylglucosaminylphosphatidylinositol deacetylase activity. The coding region runs from base 14 to 772 and encodes 252 amino acids. NCBI's taxonomy places the organism in Eukaryota, Metazoa, Chordata, Mammalia, Rodentia, Heteromyidae. Gene Ontology annotation, cellular component: endoplasmic reticulum. Gene Ontology annotation, biological process: GPI anchor biosynthetic process. The transcript is spliced from 7 exons.
GCUACUUCGCGGCAUGGAAGUGGCGUGGGUUUUGUGUGUGGCGAUCGCUAUCCUGACAUGGGGUUUCCUCUGGGUUUGGGACUCCGCAGAACGAAGGAAGAGUCGGGAGCAGGCAGGCCUUUUAGCAGCCGAAAGCCGAGCCCUCCUUGUGAUCGCACACCCGGACGAUGAAGCUAUGUUCUUUGCUCCCACAGUGAUAGGCUUGGCCCGCCAGAAGCACAGGGUGUCCCUACUCUGCUUCUCCGCAGGAAAUUACUACAAUCAAGGAGAGAUUCGAAAGAAAGAACUUUUGCAGAGCUGUGGUGUUUUGGGGAUUCCAUCUUCUCAUGUAAUGAUUAUUGACAACAGGGACUUCCCUGAUGACCCAGGAGUACAGUGGGACACGGAACGUGUGGCCAGAAUUCUCCUCCAGUACAUAGCAGUCAAUGGUAUCAACUUGGUGGUGACUUUCGAUGCCGGAGGAGUCAGUGGUCACAGCAAUCACAUUGCUUUGUACACCACUGUCAGGGCCCUGCAUUCAGAAGAAAAGUUCCCUAAAGGAUGUUCUGUGCUGACACUUCAAUCUGUGAAUGUGCUGCGAAAGUAUCUCUCCUUCCUUGACCUGCCCUGGUCCCUGCUGAGCACUCAGGAUAUCCUGUUCGUGCUUACCAGUGAAGAAGUGGCACAGGCCAAGAGAGCCAUGUGCUGCCACCACAGCCAGCUCCUCUGGUUCCGCCGCCUCUACAUCCUCUUCUCCAGGUACAUGAGAAUCAACUCACUGCACUUCCUCUGAAGCCUUGAAGAGUUUUCAGAUCUAAGGAACAAAGAGGAGAAAUGGAAGCCCACGACCCUGGCCUAGAUCUGGCCAUUGGAGAUCGCAGCUAAGUAGUUAUGCAGAAGAGGACCAUGUAGGCCCAGUAGUGGACCACUCAAACUCACCUCUCCCUGGGGUGUAAUACGAAUGGGGAGCAAGAACCCUACAGACCAGAAACAAAUCAAGCCAUGGAUAAAAAUAGAUAUCCUGAUAACUUUUCAAGUUCUUGUGAAAAAGAAUUUGCAUAAGGAAAGUGUCAAACACC